Messenger RNA from Brienomyrus brachyistius, 5032 nucleotides. RefSeq names its product rho-related GTP-binding protein RhoF-like. Gene Ontology annotation, molecular function: GTP binding; GTPase activity. Gene Ontology annotation, biological process: small GTPase-mediated signal transduction; cell migration. NCBI's taxonomy places the organism in Eukaryota, Metazoa, Chordata, Actinopteri, Osteoglossiformes, Mormyridae. The coding region runs from base 3798 to 4430 and encodes 210 amino acids. The transcript is spliced from 5 exons. The record is from RefSeq and is a predicted model, not a curated record.
AGCGGCAGUAAUCUGAGAGUCUGGCCGCGAGCCAAGGCGCGCUUGGCCACGUCGGAGCUCGCCGCGCGCCACCGCACCAUAUAUGGUCGCAAAAGUAACGUCAGAUGCGCCGCGCGGCGGCUCGAGCAGUCUGCUCAAAGGGGAAUAUGCAGACUGAUGCUUCUGCUGGCUCCUCUGUUUUCCCCCCCGUUCCAAGAAUACUCGAUGCCGAGAUUCGACGUAUUUCUCCAGCAACAAAGAAGAUUUUCAAAGAUGUCAGAAACGCAAGAUUUAAUCUACCCAAUAUACAAAGAAAAAAAAAAUCUGGAAAUUUUCCUUUGUGUGUCUGUGUGUUUACGCCAAAGCAGCUUCAGGUGAUUUUCAUCGGUUAGUGUGGCGGGAGGGGGGCGUUGUUUUAGAUUUAGUGGACGCAUAUAGCUUUAUGAUGUGUGCAAGUUAAGUUAAUUUUAAAGUAUUUUUUACUUUGGUUAUUAUAUAAAGAGCAGAUGUAAAAGCCUGAAAUGUAAUGAUGACUAAUCCAAAAUUUAAUUUCAUCAUCAAUAAAAUUUCAUGCGGUAUAUAAAUUUAACACAUGAAGAACGUACAGAUUUUCUUUCUUUGUUGUCAGCAAGUUACAGGGUUUUGGCUCAUGUCCCAGAACAGGGGCGGGUAAUGAACAAAGCAGGGAUUCUCUGGCGCUUUCUACAAAACACCCUUUGUUUGUCGGCGGCAGAACAUUACUGUGUGACGGUCACCAGACCGGGAGGCCGGGAUCGGUGCUUCGCAUAGCGACUCCAGCGUCCGAGGAGUCCUUCUGUGCAUUUUUAUCUCAAAAGAAGACGCAUUUUCCUUCCUUUCCUGACUACUACUUAACAUUCACAACCGCGGACGAGCCGCAAAAUUUCAACGAACUUCCAGCCCCCUAAGUAGCCUUUUAGGACCGUGUCUACCACAUAAUUUGCGACGAUGGGUCACAAGGUCAGCACUGUGUAUUGUCUGAAUUCUGUGGGAUUUAAAAUAUGCCGUAAACAGUUUUUUUGUACUCCAGCACGAAAUCGUCGGAAUUCUGCUUAUUUAAUAUUUGCAACAUUACAAUGAAUUUAAAUGUACAUUUUAUGAUUGUCGAAUCAAACGAAUGGCUGUUGAGAGAAAAAGCACCUUUACUGCGUGUUUAAAUAGGUAAUAGAAUACAGUCUGGAUGAGAAUAAAAUUAUACAAUAGCUCAAGGGCCAUCAUGCAGAAUAGGCUACAAUUCAUAUGGUUGUUUUUGUCAUCCGUCCAUUUUGUCUUCCCAAAGGUAACCACGCUUUGGCGUGAAUCAAUCGCUUAAAGGUACAAUACAAUUUAUUUUCAGAGACAAAAGGUAUGUAUAAGGCCUCCAAAACGACACUAUUAAUGCUUCUCUUAAUCAUAAAUGUUGUCCACCCAUUUAUAUGCAGCCUACGUAAAAUUUCAAUACAUGCUUAUUUUUUUUAUUCUGAAUUAUAUAUUAAAUAUUUCCAACCCGUAUUUUUAGACUACAACUCAAUCAGGAUCUUAGGACAUAAGAUCAGAAGCCAGUAACAUUGCUUUAACAAUCAUUAAGUCGACGUAAUAUUUGAAUAUCUAGCUAGUAUCAAACAAUGGUAUAACCUGGUCUUCCCAACCAGCACUAUUGUUACUUAAAUGGAAACUUUGCUGCAAUCGAAAUAAAGUACAAUUGAUAUACAAUAAGCAUUUACAGUUUUUCAUAACGCAAUAAUUUCCCUGCUACAGGAAAUGCUGUUGGUUGUUUUUUUAUGCAUUUCUGACGUUUCAUUUAUAUGUUGACUCUAAGAUUAGUAAAUGAACCUUCUAGACCGUCCCGCACAUUGCCACGUAGCCAAGUACAUUGUGAAGAGCAUUAGCAAGUAAACGAUGUAAAAUGUCCACAUAUUUUAUGUUCUAAACGUGAUCCACAUGCGACUGUGUUAGGAACUGGUUUUUCGUGUAUAUUACAGUCAUACGUUGUCACGCAAAUACCUCGGGACACCGGUUGAACCAGUGGUGGUGAGUGGUCGGUUUCACUGGUUACCGUGGGAGUGACUUUACCCGGAGGUUUGAUCUUAAGCAGGUUACGGGUAAACACACAGGAAAGAAAACAGCACUAUUGCGUAAUAAGGUAUUAGGCUCGUCGCAGUAAAACAUAUCGGCUUGGUCAUGUGGUCCAGUGAUCAUCUGUAAUUGAAUCAUGAACGAAACUGAACAUCAACUAUGUAACGGACCUGAGGGCACAAGUCAUGAUCGCAGAAAUAGUCUUGAAAAAGAAAGGAAACCAAAAUCUCAAGCUUCAGGGGGAUUUAAACCUGGGCGUCUGAUCGAGUUCUGCUUUCAUGGUUUUCCCACGAAAGUUAGCAAACGCGAUUCUGUUCCUGUACAAGAUUAACCAAGUGUUUGUGAACAUUGCCGGGAUCGGAAUCAUAAAUGGCUUUAAUAUUUAAAGCUUUAAAAUUGGAAGUAGCCGCUCCAUUAAUUGUAAACAGCUCGCUGGUGGGUUUCAAAAUGGCGACCUAACUUGUAAUGGUGUGAUCGGCCUGCUUGCUCUGGUAGCGCGUUUCUGAAAUGCAUUUAUAACAACUUCUGAUCUGUCAGUACAGACUAGGGAAAAGUUUAUGUUUAAUUUACUACACUACAUAGAGUGAAUGCUAUAUUCACUCUAGUAGUCCGAACCUGCUCAUCUUCAUGUUUAUAAUAGACACAUGUGAAAACUUAGUGUCCACAACGUUUUUGUCUUUUGGUAUUUUAAUACUUAUUUUAAUAUCGGUGUUUUCGCACUCCUGUCCUUUUAUAUUUAUGUGUUUUAACCGAACGCAUUACGUUAGUUUAAUGGUUCAGUCUUUUCCUUUGUACCGUGAGCAUUUUUGUUCAUUUUGGAGCGAUAAUAAAGUUUGUAUUUUGACUGACUCCACGUGAUCUUGAUGAUGUCAUUCCUCUAGGUGGCAUUGAAGCGCCAAUGGUCUUUAUAAUAUGCUUGUUCUGUUUCUGUCUCCCUGUGAAGAGAGUGGUCAUAUUUUGCCCCCAGGAAAAGAAACAUGGGGGGCCUUUAUAGAUUCAUCUUUUGUAUAUCGUGAUGCUCUUGCACCAGGCAUUUUUAUUAUUGUAAUAGUUCUUGGAAAAUGAAAAUAAUGUCCUUCAUUCCGUAUAAACAUUAUUUGCUAGAUACCAAUAUACACUAUAUUGAUGUCCAUCUUUGAGUCCUGAUGAAACAAUGUCUUCCCCUAUUAAGUGUACAAUGCUAAGCAGUGGUGUUUGUCUCGAAGCGUGGCAUGCAGAUAUGGAGGGGAAGUGAGAGGUGGGCUGUGGGAGACCCACUCCUGCUUUUUGUCAACAUUCUGGUCAAUGUGCUGGGGUUGACAGAGAGGGAAGUUUUGAGGUGGGAGGGGGGGGGGGUGGCAUCUUCUGGAGCAGAGGCAGUACUUGCUUUCCACCAGAUAGUGAGACAGACCUGCUGAAUAAGAUGUGCAGGGCAAGUAGGGCGUGCAACCGGGUUCAUGUAAGCGUGAGACCGCGGAAGGCCUCACCGCACGAGGGCUUCCGGACAGGCUUAGAGGAAGUAGCGUUCCACAUUGUGAGAAACUGAAGCUCAGGGGAGGGACGGCUGUCAGGAUUCUGCUCCCUCUACCUGGCAGCAGCAGAACACCGUGUUCUCCUGUCCAGAGGACCCUCUUGCGCGUAUCGCCAGAGUCCCCUCUUCCAUGACGGAGCCUCCAGCUGCCGGACGCCUAGCUUUCCGGCGGGUGAAGUGAUCACACCUGGACCUCUGCCCAGUGUACCACCUGCUUCAGCUGCCGAACGCCAUCAUGGCAGAGAAUGGCUCUGCAGUCUGUGGCAAGGGGGGGGUCCACGUGGAGGAGCUGAAGAUUGUGAUCGUAGGGGAUGGGGCCUGUGGGAAGACCUCCCUCCUCAUGGUCUACGCCAAAGGGGACUUUCCAGAGAAAUACGCUCCAUCCGUGUUUGAGAAAUACGCCACGACCAUGACAUAUGGAGGGAAGGAGAUCCUGCUGCACCUCUAUGACACUGCAGGACAAGAUGACUAUGAUCGCCUGAGGCCCCUGUCCUACCAGAACGCGAGUGUGGUGCUCAUCUGCUAUGACGUCACCAACCCCACCAGUUUUGACAAUGUAUUGAGCAAGUGGUACCCAGAAGUAAACCACUUCUGCAAAGGUGUGCCCUUCAUCCUGAUUGGCUGCAAGACUGACCUGAGGAAGGACAAGGAGAAAACCAGGAAGCUCAAAGCCUUAGAUCAGGCUCCUGUCACUUAUCUUCAGGGUCAGGAGGUGCGGGAGCAGAUCAACGCUGAACUGUAUUUCGAGUGCUCUGCCAAGUACCGGGAGAACGUGGAGGACAUUUUCCUGGAGGCUACGAAGCUGGCUCUGGCAGCCAAGCGAAAGGCAAAGCAGAGAUGCAAGAAGAAGAGGUGUUCUAUCCUGUGACUGCGGGGAAGGCACAGGAACCCUCCGCUGCUUUGCGUGUCCUUCUCUUGGUUCCGGAUGAGUGACAUGUGCUCGAGACUAGGGGCAAUAGACUGGAAGUCUGGAGCUAGACAGAAAUGUUUUACACUGUCAGAAAACAGAGGGUAGCAUUUUGUACCUUUGCUUGUCUUGGGGCUUGAUUGGGGCUGUACCCUGUAGAUAAUUGUAACUUUUACAUGGAUUAUAAGGAACUUUUUUUUUGCACCAGUGAGGCUACACCAGUGUUGGUUGUGGGUUGGGGGAUAUUACCCAGACUCCAGUUUUGAACCUUAAAUUAGGCUAAAAUUCACCUACAGCUAUGGCACAAUUAGCAGAACCUUGAGGGUGCAGCCCCAGUGACAAGCAAAGGUUCAAAUUGGUACUCUCUUCUUUCUGACAGUGUACUAGGUGGUACUACAUGGAUUCCCUUCCUUCCGCUGAAUGUCAGGUGAAAAUUAAGAUAUUUGUUUUUAAACUAGGCUGCCAAACAGUUUGUAAUUGUAUGAAUUGUUGUAAAAAAAAAAUAUUUGUACAAAAGAAAGCUACUCGACUUUUUUAUUAAAUAAGUUUAAUUUUUUACAACA